This is a messenger RNA of Candidula unifasciata, 258 nucleotides long. NCBI's taxonomy places the organism in Eukaryota, Metazoa, Mollusca, Gastropoda, Stylommatophora, Geomitridae. The record is from the annotation of a GenBank genome assembly.
GAUGCCACAGUGACAGGUGGGGAUAACUCUCUUACCUCAGAGGAGACAACUCUUGCCUUGUGUAAUGGAGAGGUAGGAAUCGAGGCAAAUGUUAGUCACACCGUUGUGGGAGAUAAAACUUCCAGCUUCACAAAUGAACAUUUUGAAGCUGGACCCUUGGUAAGUUCUACAGCUCUGUCUGGCAUGCGGGAUUAUAUUCUUGAACAGUUACGGACAACUGAACAGCAGCAUGAGGUCAAAGUUCAAACUCUUGCUAAG